AUGGCUACCAUUCAGAGUCAAGCACCCCAGUCUGUUGUGCCAGCAUCGCGGACUCCCACGUCAGACCCUUCCAACAAGCUCACCCCAGCCCAAGCCGAAGCUAGAAGCAUCCUCGACCAUCUCCUCAUCCAACUGCAAUCCCCAGAUCCUUCCAACACCACCACCACAACCACAACCUACCACACAACCUAUGGCCCCUGGAUCCAGCGCCACGGCCAAUCCCAACUGGCCUUCUUCUGCCACAGCCUCGUGCGCCCGCAAACCUGGCACUUUCUCGCGCACCGCUGGUCGCUCGAUGCGCUCAAGCCGCUCUCAGGCGAUCUCCGCUACGAAGGCCGCGCCAUCUACCUCAAUGGCAUCCUGGGCCUCGACAAGCGUCUGCGGCUGUAUGUGGGGCAGAGCACCAAUUUACGCCAGAGAGUGGGCCAGCACCUGAACUUCAGGUACCGCAGGGAUCAUCCGUCGUUGCAUUACUUCGCGCUGCACGAGAGCGUGUACAAUGUCUUUGCCACGCUGGUCAUCUUGCCCCACAGUAGUGCUGCCGAAGGGCGUCCGGGCAUGGACGACGUGCCACUCCUGCUCAACGUGCUGGAAAUGUGGAUGUGUCUUGUUUUCCGUGCGUUGCCUGAUCAGACACUGCAGCACUGGUUGCCUGGCGAUGGGUCUGUCGACCAGAAACGCAAAGUGGGAAAGGAAGGGCUGGUUGGCGGCCUCAAUGUUGCGUGUCCUCUUGAUCAGGGAACGAGCUUGGCCGAAAGAGUGUUUGUCGAUUUGGAGGCUGAGUCUGAUCCGCUCGUCAGGGCAUACUUGCGGGACGUGGAGAGGAAGAAGAGGGAGAGCGAGGACAAGGAUGAGGAAAGCGAGAUGCUGCAGAGGCGAAAACUCUAUGCAGAGAAGGCGAGGGCGUAUAGAGGGGGAGAGACGGAUGUGCGUGUUCCGCAGUGGGUUGUGUAUGGUACGUUGGCGGGAGUACUGGGGUAUAUCCUGCUGAAUAGUAGGGGCGGACAGAGGCUUAGAGCUUGGUGGAGGUAGCAGACAUGUCUGUAACACUCUCGGUGCUGAAAACCAGGUAACCUCUAAAAGAUUAGCCAGUCAUGCUCACAUGAUGGGUUUUCAG
Exserohilum turcica Et28A is the source of this 1117-nucleotide messenger RNA. RefSeq lists its product as uncharacterized. The record is from RefSeq and is a predicted model, not a curated record. The transcript has a single exon. Lineage: Eukaryota; Fungi; Ascomycota; Dothideomycetes; Pleosporales; Pleosporaceae. Bases 1 to 1032 code for a protein of 343 amino acids.